Messenger RNA from Fulvia fulva, 858 nucleotides. RefSeq lists its product as uncharacterized. The record is from RefSeq and is a predicted model, not a curated record. The transcript has 3 exons. The coding region runs from base 1 to 858 and encodes 285 amino acids. Lineage: Eukaryota; Fungi; Ascomycota; Dothideomycetes; Mycosphaerellales; Mycosphaerellaceae.
AUGUCGAGCACACCGCAGAGAAGUCCUGCGAAGCGGGGGCCGGGCAUCACGCAGAGGGAGAAACAGGCGUUGGUGGACGACCUGCAGCUGGAGAUCACCGAGAGAGCGCGUAAGCUACGAGCGCAGUACGCAUUGCAGGCACAAGGCUUGCGAACACGACUCGAAAUGCGCGUCAACCGCAUCCCACAGGCUCUGCGCAAGCGGAACAUCCAAGACUUGGUCGAUGAGCACACUGCCAAGGCGAACCCACUCCCUCCACCACCAAUGCCUGUUGCAGCCAAAGUGCAAGUAGCAAAGGCAGCGACCAAGGCGCCGGCUCCCAGUAAACAGCCGUCGAAGAGGAAAAGCGACGACAUCUCCACUGGCGACGACAAGGAGAAUCUGCCAGCACCAGCGACGGAAGAUCUUGCCAACCCCAAGAAACGUACCAAGCUAGGCGCUGUGGUCGCCAACUCGAAAGCGACCCGAACAGCUUCCCGCAAGGCAGGACCUGCGCCUGCUGGUGUAUUGUCUCCAAAGUCGCACAACUCCCGGACAUAUCCACAAUCACCACUGAAGCCAUCAACGCUAUCGUCGGCACAGUCGGCAGCGCCUCCCACGAAGGCCUCGACCCGCGCUCCCAGCCGCCAGACGGGUAAGCGUACUGUCGCUACCGCCGAGGCAGAUGGAAGGACGAGCGGCGCGAGUGACUCCAGCGCUGGUACGACGAUAGUAACGAAGCCUGGAACCAGAAAAGCGCCCCUGCCGAAGAGAGCGGCAAAGCCCGCCACGGCGAGCAGGAAGCCGGCGUUGGCGAAGCAAGAUACCGCACCUCCUCCUGCAGCGGCGGCGGGAAGGACGCUGAGGAAGAGAAAUUGA